AUGUUGCCCUUGCUUCGAAGCAGGAAUCUGGUGUCCUUUGUUGAUGGAACCAACCAAUGUCCUCCUGCCUUCUUGCAGAAUGAUGCUGGCCAACUCACUGAUAAAGUCAAUCCUGACUUUGAUGCAUGGAUUCAACACGAUGCUAUGGUCCUCUCUUGGAUCAACAGUUCGGUUCAUCCCACCGUUCUUGCCUCUCUUAUUAAUAAGACAAGUUCUCAUUCUGCAUGGACUUGUUUACGAGACAGGUAUGCUUCUCAGUCUACUGGUCGUCUCCUCCAAUUGCGUAGUGAGCUUAUGAAUACCCAUCGUGGUGAUUCCUCUAUUGCUGAGUUUCUUGAUCGUAUUAAUGGUCUUGCUGACACUCUCUCCCUCUCUGGUUCUCCUGUGACUGACUCUGAUCUUGUUGCCAUUAUUUUAAAUAAUGUUGGGCCUGCUUAUGAGAGUACUGUUGCUUCUGCACAAGCAAGGGAUGAGGCCAUCACUUACAGUGCCUUGGAGGCUCUUCUUCUUGGUGCAGAGAGACGUCAAAAGCUUCAUACUGUGUUUGAAAAUGGGCCCACUGCCCUUGCUGCUGGACGGGGUAGUUCAGGACCUUCUCGUGGUCGCGGUGCUUUUCGAGGAGGCCGUGGUCACUUCAAUGGCGGCCAUGGCCAGUUUCCUCCUCGUCCACAAGGCCAAGAACACCAUGCUCCUCCACCCUGA
Malus domestica (apple) is the source of this 702-nucleotide messenger RNA. Lineage: Eukaryota; Viridiplantae; Streptophyta; Magnoliopsida; Rosales; Rosaceae. The record is from RefSeq and is a predicted model, not a curated record.